Messenger RNA from Sclerotinia sclerotiorum 1980 UF-70, 2493 nucleotides. RefSeq lists its product as hypothetical. The transcript has 3 exons. The record is from RefSeq and is a predicted model, not a curated record. Lineage: Eukaryota; Fungi; Ascomycota; Leotiomycetes; Helotiales; Sclerotiniaceae. Gene Ontology annotation, biological process: mRNA splicing, via spliceosome; generation of catalytic spliceosome for first transesterification step. The coding region runs from base 1 to 2493 and encodes 830 amino acids. Gene Ontology annotation, cellular component: post-mRNA release spliceosomal complex; Prp19 complex; U2-type catalytic step 2 spliceosome. Gene Ontology annotation, molecular function: protein binding.
AUGGCUGCUCCCAGCGUCCCCGAAGUAAAAUCAGCUUUAACCUUAUCAAUUCGAGGAAAGCCAGAUUUAUAUCUUAUUUCCGAAGAAGACACCAUUUAUGAACAGGAUAUCCUACGCGAUCCAGGCAGUACGAAACCUUGGUUGGCAUACAUUGAGUUUAAAUUUCAACAUGGGACUCAACUUGAGCAAGCUUUCGUUUUGGAACGAGCUUGUUUACAAUUACCAAGAUCUUAUAAGUUGUGGAAAAUGUACCUUACAUUGCGAAUGAAGCACUUGGGAAAGCUAAAUCCUGCAGUAUUUGCCUCCGAAUAUGCCAAAGUCAACGCGCUAUACGAAAGAGCCCUCAUUCUUUUGAACAAAAUGCCAAAAAUCUGGGAAAUGUAUCUUCAAUUUUUGAUGCUCCAACCGCUCGUUACUCUCACGCGCCGGACCUUCGAUCGAGCGCUUCGAGCUUUACCUAUUACGCAACAUAAUAGAAUAUGGGCCCUCUACCGUCCUUUUGCAAAUUCAGCGUCAGGCUCCACAGCCGUCAAAAUAUGGCGACGCUACAUGCAAAUUCAUCCAGAGGAUGCCGAAGAUUUUACUGAAUUAUUAAUAGAGAUGAAACUCUACACAGAAGCAGUUAAGAAAUAUAUGGAUAUCCUUAAUAACCCAAAGUUCCGCAGCAAACACGGAAAGGGACAUUACCAAUUAUGGAGUGAGAUGGUAGAUCUUCUUGUUGAGCAUGCCAAGGAAGUCGAAACUGGAGAUGAAGUAGGAAUUGACGUUGAGAAAAUCAUUCGAAGCGGCAUCGAUAGAUUUGCUGAUCAAAGAGGAAAAUUAUGGUCUGGUUUAGCGACAUACUGGAUUACUCGGGGCAGUUUCGAACGAGCACGAGAUAUCUUCGAAGAAGGCAUUACGACAGUCAUGACGGUUCGAGAUUUUACGUUAAUAUUCGAUUCCUACGCCGAGUUCGAGGAAUCAAUUACUGGGGUUCUGAUGGAAGCUGCUGCAGUUCGAUCGGAAAAGGGCAUAGUGGAUGAAAAUGCCGAUUUUGAUUUGGAUAUUCGGAUGAUGAGAUUCGAACAACUCAUGGAUCGCCGACCAUUUUUACUGAAUGACGUUUUAUUACGGCAGAACCCCAGCAAUGUCCCCGAAUGGAUGAAGCGCAUUUCUCUGUGGGGGGACAAUAAAGUUGAAGUGGUUAAAGCAUACACUGAUGCCAUUGCUGCUAUUCAGCCGAAGAAAGCCGUCGGACAGUUCCACGAGUUAUGGUCAAAUUAUGCCAAGUUCUACGAGGAGGGUGGGGAUUUACGUAAUGCCCGUGUUAUUUUCGAGAAAGCCGUGAAAGUACCAUUUAAGUCUGUGGCAGAACUUGCGGAUACUUGGAUUGAGUGGGCGGAAAUGGAAUUGCGAAACGAGAAUUUCGAUGAAGCCGUCAAGAUUAUGGCAAAGGCAGUUCAAGCACCGAAACGAUCUAAUGUUGACUAUUUUGACGAAACCCUUUCACCCCAGCAAAGAGUUCACAAGAGCUGGAAGUUGUGGAGUUUUUACGUAGACUUGGUGGAAAGUGUUAGUACCUUGGAAGAGACCAAGAAGAUAUACGAACGAAUUUUCGAACUUCGAAUCGCGACGCCACAAACUGUUGUCAAUUACGCCAAUUUACUAGAAGAGAAUAAGUACUUCGAGGAGUCUUUCAAAAUCUACGAGAGAGGGCUUGAUUUGUUCAGCUAUCCGGUCGCGUUCGAACUUUGGAAUUUGUACUUGACCAAGGCAGUUGAUCGAAAAAUUGGUAUUGAACGACUUCGGGAUCUAUUCGAACAAGCAGUCGAAGGAUGUCCACCGAGAUUUGCCAAAGUAUUGUAUCUUAUGUAUGGAAACCUAGAGGAGGAGCGAGGUUUAGCAAGACAUGCGAUGAGAAUUUACGAGAGAGCAACCCGAGCUGUCUCUGAUGAAGAUCGUGCAGAUAUGUUUAACUUCUAUAUCACCAAGUCAGCGUCGAAUUUUGGUCUACCUUCAACGCGACCAAUUUACGAAAGAGCUAUCGCGGCUUUGCCAGACAAAGAUGCCAGAGAUAUGUGUUUAAAAUUUGCCGAUAUGGAGAAACGAUUGGGCGAAAUCGAUCGUGCAAGGGCUAUCUACGGGCAUGCAUCACAAUUCUGCGAUCCUAGAACAAGUCCAACGUUCUGGUCCAAAUGGGAAGCGUUUGAGGUUCAACAUGGAAAUGAGGACACAUUCAAAGAGAUGCUUCGUAUCAAAAGAAGUGUGCAAGCACAAUACAAUACUGAUGUUAAUUUCAUCGCCUCUCAAGCUCUUGCCCGGAUUCAGGCGAAGACUGAUGAGGAUGGAGAAGAGGCUGCCGAUGCAAUGGCAGCAUUAGAGCGUGAGGCAAGAGCUCCUGUCGGAUUCGUACCGGCAAGCACAGGUCCUCAAGGUGGGAAUAUCAAAGAACCAGAAAUAAUGGUUACUGAGAAUCCUGACGCUAUUGACAUAGAUGGAAUGGAUGAUGAAUGA